Molecule: messenger RNA, 1590 nt
Organism: Aspergillus tanneri
Lineage: Eukaryota; Fungi; Ascomycota; Eurotiomycetes; Eurotiales; Aspergillaceae
Product: sugar porter family MFS transporter
Exons: 5
Coding region: 1-1590 (529 amino acids)
Biological process (GO): transmembrane transport; carbohydrate transport
Cellular component (GO): membrane
Molecular function (GO): carbohydrate:proton symporter activity
Source: RefSeq, a predicted model, not a curated record
AUGGACUCAAAAAAGACAAUCGACAAACCGUUUACUGACCAUGAUGAAUUUGCUGGCGGAAACGCCUUAGCUCUAUUGACCACUCCGGUAAAGUACGACAACGGAGAGCUGCGGGAUAUCCUGCGCUCUCCAUAUGUGUUUGGAGCAGCACUACUAGCAUCUUUCGGUGGAUUUUCCUUUGGUUAUGACCAGGGGGUUAUCUCUCUAAUUCUAGUAAUGUCCCAAUUCCGGAGCCAAUACCCCGAGACACAUCCCGAUAACCCACGGUAUGGAUUCCAUGUGGGGUUUAUGACGGCGAUGUUGGAGCUCGGGGCCUUCGUUGGUUGUUUAUUCCUGCCUUCGAUUGCUGACCGGAUGUCCCGUAAAUGGGGCCUGACAGUCGCCACAGUAUUCUUCGUUGUGGGUGCUGUUAUCCAAACAGCCGCAUUGAACUACAACUCUCUGGUUGCCGGAAGAUUCAUCGGCGGCAUUGGUGUAGGCACCCUAGCCAUGGGAAGCCCGUUGUAUAUCUCGGAAAUUGCACCCCCCCGCUUGGCGAGGCGCUCUUCUUGUAAUGGGAUCUAUCAAUCGAUCCCCAGCGAUUGGGCCUUUCGACUGCCUUUUCUACUACAGAUUUUCCCUGCCUUAGUUGUCGGCUGUGCAAUCCACUUUUUCCCUUUCUCUCCCCGAUGGCUCGCUAUGAAGGGACGUAAAUAUGAUAGCCUUUCAGCUCUGGCUAAGCUACGUCAGCGCCCCUCUCGUGAUGAGCAGGUGCAGCUUGAGUGGAAGGGUAUUCUGUCUGAAGUCCGCUUUCAGAACGAAAUUCUUGCGCGCGAGUAUCCCAGUUAUGAGUCCAAACCAUGGAUUACUGGCUUGCAGCAGUGGAUUGGACUUUUUCAACCUAAAUAUAUUCGACGAACAGCAGUAGCCCUGGCCAUUCCAUUUUUCCAGCAAUUUUCAGGAAUAAACGCAUUCGUAUACUAUGCACCGACCUUUUUCGAAGCACUGGGGCAGAGCAGUGACAUGUCUUUCAUUCUUUCGGGUUUAGUUAACGUCUGUCAACUUAUCGGUGGUAUUCCGAUUCUCAUACUUUUGGACCGUAUCGGCCGUCGAAAGCUCGCUGUCCUGGGGGGAAUCCUCGUGGCAAUUCCACAUCUAGUAAUGGCAGGACUGAUGGGUCGUUUCAGCGAAGAUUGGCCCUCCCAUGAAGCGGCAGAUAUCUACAUUCUAUCCUACGCAAUAUCCUAUGGACCACUCGCUUGGGUCCUACCGGCGGAGGUCUUCCCUAGCUCGAAGCGAGCGAAAGGCGUCGGCGCAGCCACGGCAAUGAUUUGGCUGUCCAAUUUCAUUAUUGGGGUGGUGGUCCCGGAGAUGCUUCUCAAGAUUGGAUGGGGCACGUUUCUUUUUUUUGGUAUUUUUUGUGUCGGGGCAACUGUCUUCUCAUUCUUGUUUGUUCCAGAGACAGCGCAGAAGUCUCUAGAGCAGGUGGCAGAGCUCUUUGGUGAUAAUAAGGAUGUCGAAGAGCUAGAGGUGCAAGCUCGCGUGGCGAGGGAGAUAUGGAAGGACCCGACGUGCACGGAUGGAUUAGAAGGGGCUGAUGGAGGUGUAUAA